CUCAUCCAUAAUUCUGCUGUCCCUGAUCCCAGGGAUGGUGUCCAUGGCAAACUCUGGCCCAAACACCAACGGCUCCCAGUUCUUCAUCACCUGUGACAAGACAGACUGGCUGGACGGGAAGCACGUGGUGUUCGGGGAGGUGACGGAGGGCAUGGAUGUGGUGCGGGAGAUCGAGGCUCAGGGCACCAAAGAUGGGAAGCCGAAGCAGAAGGUGAUCAUCUCGGACUGCGGGGAGUGCCCGUGAGCUCGGUGCUUGGAGGGGCUGGAUGGAGGGACAGGGACACCCCAGGGACGCCCCAGCACUGCCCAUCCUGCAGCUUUCCUCCAAAUAUUCCUGUGGGCAGGAUUUAUCCUUCCUGGGAAGGAUAUCUGCUGCCUGAGCAGGGCUGGGCUGGUCCUGCUGCCGUGUUCUGGGAAAAAAAAAUAAAUUAUGUUU
Molecule: messenger RNA, 436 nt
Organism: Cyanistes caeruleus (blue tit)
Lineage: Eukaryota; Metazoa; Chordata; Aves; Passeriformes; Paridae
Source: RefSeq, a predicted model, not a curated record